AUGGCAGGCGGGUACUCUGAAGCCAGGCAGAAUAAGCCCGCACUGGUCAGCUUGCACACGUCCGCUGGCACUGGAAACGCGAUGGGCACCAUUGUGACAGCCUUCUUGACCAAGAUCCCGCUCGUCAUCGUUGCAGGGCAGCAAACACGAGAAAUGCUUAUCGGCGAGCCAAUGCUUGCAAAUCGAGAGGCAGCAACCCUCCCGAGGCCGUAUAUCAAAUGCCCACCAAUGGGCCCGGUGUACAUCUCGGUGCCACUUGAUGAUUGGGACGUGCCGUACACGAGACCUGUCAUUCCAAGAUCAGUCAGCACACGCUUCGGACCUGACCCAGAACGUCUGAAGCAAUUUGCAGAGCGAAUUCACAAAGCACAAAGACCAGCUUUGGUGCUGGGAGCGGAAGUGGACAAAGCGUUGGCCUGGGAUACGGCUGUCGCGGUCGCAGAAUUGCUCGCGUGCCCAGUCUUCCAGGCCCCCAUGUGCGAAAGAGCUGUGUUUCCAGAGACGCAUGAACAGCACCACGGGCCGUUACCUACCGCUCGAGGACCGCUCGCACAAUAUUUGGACGGAUUUGACCUUGUCAUCGUCAUCGGCGCUGAAGUCUUUCGGUACUAUCCAUGGGUUGCUGGUCCUGUGCUGGUGGAUGGAACAGAGCUUCUCCACAUAACGAACGAUCCAAACGAUGCUGCGAAGGCUCUUAUCUGCGACAGUCUCCUUUCUGACGCUGGGUUGGCCCUGAACGGACUGCACAGUCUGCUUAAGUCCUUGGGAACGUCGAAACAGUUGACAAAGCACUACUCGCACCACGAAAAUGUCCUGAGCAAGUCCAAGCAGAACACAUCAUCUGGCUCUCUGAUGACACCCCUCGAAGCUUUCAGCGCAGUGGCUGAGAUCCGUCCCUCAGACACCCUUCUGGUCCAUGAAACGCCUUCGAGCACCGCUGAUCUUGUGCAAGCUUGGCCUAGUACAGAACCCGAGACCUGCUUCACGUUCGCAAGCGGUGGCUUGGGCUGGAACAUGCCUGCAGCUGUUGGCGUUGCAGUGGCUCAGAAGACGAUCUCGAGCGGUCGACUCACAGUCCUAGUUGUCGGCGACGGCUCUUUCCAGUACUCACUGCAAUGCUUAUAUACUGCAGUGCAGAAUCAGCUGAGACUGAUUGUCCUUGUACCCGUGAAUGAAGAGUACGCCGUGCUGAAGGAGUUUGCGGUACUCGAGGAGACGCCGAGGGUUCCACAUCUGGACAUACCGGGUCUGGACAUCUCUGCGAGCGCUCGCUCGUGGGGUUGCUCGACGUUCAAAGCUCUGAAUCGGGAUGAACUGCAACGCCAUUUCCGUACAGCUUUGACGACCCAGGGGCCAGUCGUCAUCGAGUUCCCAGUCGAUCGCACGCUACGUCCGCUGGUAGCGCAGACACUUUCGAGAGGGUAG
Molecule: messenger RNA, 1425 nt
Organism: Zasmidium cellare ATCC 36951
Lineage: Eukaryota; Fungi; Ascomycota; Dothideomycetes; Mycosphaerellales; Mycosphaerellaceae
Exons: 3
Coding region: 1-1425 (474 amino acids)
Molecular function (GO): thiamine pyrophosphate binding; magnesium ion binding; flavin adenine dinucleotide binding
Source: RefSeq, a predicted model, not a curated record